CGAUGAGGUUUUACCUACUUACGGUCCAAAUUUACUUGAGUAUAUGGAAAAAUUAUAUAAUGCAUUAAAAAUUUUUGAUCCAGAGCAAUUACCAAAAUUAGAUAGUGAAUUAUCUAAUUAUGGUAAUGAAGAAAUUAAAUUUCUUAGUGAUUUUUAUGAAACAGAAAAAAUA
Molecule: messenger RNA, 172 nt
Organism: Racocetra persica
Lineage: Eukaryota; Fungi; Glomeromycota; Glomeromycetes; Diversisporales; Gigasporaceae
Source: the annotation of a GenBank genome assembly